AUGUAUUAACCAAUAUAACUAAAUUGUCAAAAUCCCAAAAAAGGAUACUUGAUAUAAAGAGGAAUAAGCAAAGCUAAUGAGAAUCCAAAGGAGAGAUAAUCAUUUGCUGAUUAUGUGAACUCUUUGUCAGAAUCAUAGCAACAAUUACUCACUCAUAAUAAGUCUCCUAGAAAAGAAUCAGUUCCUAAACGAAAUCCAACUCUUCCUAAAUUAGAAUUGCCUUCCCCAGAUAUAAUGAAUAAAAGAUUUGUUGUCAAUAUUGGUAAAUGCCCUAUCAAUAAUUUCCAAUCCCCUAUUUACAAAUCUAAUUUGGUACAAUCGAAUUAAAAUUAAUUCCACAACAUUUAAUCUCCUAGACACCAUUCUUUUGAGACUAGAAAGUCACUAAUUCCUUAAUAAAGAUUAUUGCCUAUACAUCGAACUUCAGUUAACAAUAUAAGUGGAAGAAGUGUAAGGGAUGAUGAUAUGAGUUUGUUCUAUUAUAAAAUGGGAGGAGCUGAAAUUGUAGAUUAACUUAAUGAGGAAUUUCAUAGUUAUUCAACUUAACAUUAGAUGAUAUAAAGUAUUUACUCAAAAUAUAAAUAGAGAUUGAUGAUUUAGAAAGAUAUAAAUAAAGAUUUAAGACCUUUUUAGAAUACAUAAUGGGAAAACCUAUAUUUUAUAAUCUAGAAUAAUUGAAAGAAAAACAUAAAGAUUUAGGACUUAAAAAUAAAGAUUUCAAUUAAUUUAAAAACUAUUUGAUUGUAAUAUUAAAUAUCAUAUUAUUUAGACAUGUUUCUUAAAAGUUAAUAAAGGACAAUUAGAUUUUGUAUUUGAAUUUAGUUCAAUGAUAGAACAAUAUCGUUAUUGUAUUAUUAAUAGUGAUACUCCAUUUGCUAUAAUUUACAAUCAGAGAACUGAAAAAUUAAAUACAAAAGAUGUUCCUGAUGCCAUAUUAUCAUUAGCAUAGAGUAGUUACCAAAAGAUUUUUCAAGAUAAUUCACUAGCACCAUAUUUUAUAGGAAUAGAAAUCAAAUAAUAAGCAAGGAAAUUAGGUAAAAUCUUAUCUCAAUUAAUGGCUUGGGAACAAACCAAUGAUUAGGUCUUAAUUGAAAUGAGACAAUCCCAUAAAGGUAUGCAUUUAACAAAUGUUCAUUUUACUCUAUUUAAAUAACAUUUGAUUGAAUCUAUGCGUUAAUUAAAUAUACAAGAAAAAUAAAUAGAAUUAGUAACAUCUAGGAUGGAUGGUUAUCGAAGCUAUAUCAUUAAUUAAGAUUCUUUGCUUGAUUAUUAUGGGGAAUAAUCUUCAUUUUUGUAAGUAUAAUAGAAGAAAUAUGUUUAAUUAUUAAAAAGAGAUGUUCGAAUGUAAAAUUAUCCAAUAUAUGCAAUUGAAAGACAUUCUUAAUUUAUUUUGAAAUAUCUUACUCAUUAACAUUUACCAACUCUAACAAAAAAUGAUUUAUGGACUAUUCAUUCCAAAUAUAAUAUUUCUAUUGAAUGGAUGGAUUCUUUUCGUGAUAACUUUUUUCAUCUAAUUAAAAGUCUAAAUUUAAAUGAUUUGAUUAUAUAAGAUUAUGAAGAUAUAUGGUAUAAACUAAGAAAAAAUCUAACUUAAUAUUAUUCUAUUGAAAGUAGGAUUGGUAAAAAGAAAGUUGAUCUUGUAAUUGCUAAAGUUUAAAUAAAAUUAUAAGAUAAUGAAAAUUAUACAGAAUAUUUUAAGAAUGCCAAUUACUAAAUGAAUUUGCAUCUUCAUAGAAUAAUUGCUUUUAUAUUAACAGAUAUACAUAUUUAUAACUCAAAUGAUUUAAAGGUCAUUCAUCAAUCAUUGAAAAUUAGAGAAAGUACAUUUAAUUUAUUUGUUUAAUUCCUUAAAAAUGCUAUGUAAGAAGAAGCCAUAAGUUCUAGUCUAAUUGCUUAGGCAGAAUAAAUAUGUAAUUAUUAUAAAAAGAGUGUAUGUACUUGA
Messenger RNA from Paramecium pentaurelia, 1942 nucleotides. The record is from the annotation of a GenBank genome assembly. Lineage: Eukaryota; Ciliophora; Oligohymenophorea; Peniculida; Parameciidae.